Saccharomyces paradoxus is the source of this 237-nucleotide messenger RNA. RefSeq lists its product as uncharacterized. The record is from RefSeq and is a predicted model, not a curated record. The coding region runs from base 1 to 237 and encodes 78 amino acids. The transcript has a single exon. NCBI's taxonomy places the organism in Eukaryota, Fungi, Ascomycota, Saccharomycetes, Saccharomycetales, Saccharomycetaceae.
AUGUGUGAUGGUAGCAAUGAUGCUGUAGAAGAAUACUAUUUCAACAAAAGCGUAGCCGGGACUGGUGGCCAGGAGAACUGGAAUAAGCAGUUAGCAACCCAAGUGUAUUCAAGAAGUUUACAACCAGAAAUAUUACCAACCUUAAAGCCUCUUUCUUGUAAUAAAGAGAGGACCAAUUCAGAAAAAAGAAUCUCAGAAGGAGAACAGAUAAAUGGAAAACGUAAGAGAAGAGAUUAG